This is a messenger RNA of Prinia subflava (tawny-flanked prinia), 1870 nucleotides long. It is a transcript of the gene NKX2-3, whose product is annotated as NK2 homeobox 3. Gene Ontology annotation, cellular component: nucleus. Gene Ontology annotation, biological process: regulation of transcription by RNA polymerase II; cell differentiation. NCBI's taxonomy places the organism in Eukaryota, Metazoa, Chordata, Aves, Passeriformes, Cisticolidae. The record is from RefSeq and is a predicted model, not a curated record. The coding region runs from base 465 to 1448 and encodes 327 amino acids. The transcript has 2 exons. Gene Ontology annotation, molecular function: RNA polymerase II cis-regulatory region sequence-specific DNA binding; DNA-binding transcription factor activity, RNA polymerase II-specific.
GCGGCGGCGGCCGCCGCGGCUCUCUGCGGGGACCCCGACCCCGGCGCACCUUCCCCGCGCCCGCCGGGCGGGUGCCGGGCUGGCGGGGCGCUCUGCGGGGAAGCAGCCUGCCCGAAUGCAGCCUUAAUACAUUGCUAUUUCUGGCCGGGCGGCCGGAGCCGGGCAGGGGGCCGGCUCUGCCUCCCCCUCUCUCCAAUGGCGAGGCCGCCCCCGGCCCCUCCUUGCCGUGACGUGCCGGCCCGGGGCAGAGGAGGCUCCCGAGCCUUUGGCUGUCCCUGCAGAAGCAGUAACAAAACGCAGACCCCCAGCGCCGAGCUAAUGGAGGCAACUUAGACAGAAGCAGGCGCGGCCCCUCGUCUCUCGGCGCUGCCUGCUCCCCCCACACCGGGCGCGGCGCUCCCCGCCGAGCAGCCGCCCGAGCGCCUCCGGGCCCGCGGCACUGCCUGGCCGCUUGCGCUGCCCCGAUGAUGUUACCGAGCCCCGUCACCUCCACACCCUUCUCUGUCAAAGAUAUCCUCAACCUGGAGCAGCAGCAGGACCCGCACUAUGGGGCCCAGCUCCCGCACCACCUGGAGCACCACUUCCACCCCGCUGCCUGCCUGCUGGCGGCCGCCGACGGCGCCCGCUUCUCCGACGGCGAGGAGGAAGAGGAGGAGGAAAAGCUCUCCUACCUGAGCCCCAUGGCAGCGCCCGGCAGCCAAGCAGACGCGCGGAUCUCUGCCGACAGCUACGUUCACGCCGUGCUGCGUGGCUCCUGCGAGGCCCCCAGCCCGGGAGAAGAGCUGGACCCGGCGGUCCGAGACCCAAAGAGCUGCGUCCUGAAGAAGCCGCUGGACGCAGCGGAGAAGGCGGAGGAGACGGAGAGGCCGAAGCAGCGGAGCCGGAGGAAGCCUCGCGUACUCUUCUCCCAGGCGCAGGUCUUCGAGCUGGAGCGUCGGUUCAAGCAGCAGCGUUACCUGUCGGCGCCCGAGCGGGAGCACCUGGCCAGCAGCCUCAAGCUCACCUCCACGCAGGUGAAGAUCUGGUUCCAGAACCGGCGCUACAAGUGCAAGCGGCAGCGGCAGGACAAGUCGCUGGAGCUGGGCGGCCCCGCGGCCCCGCCGCCGCCGCGCAGGGUGGCCGUGCCCGUGCUGGUCCGUGACGGCAAGCCGUGCCUCGGCGGGUCGCAGGGCUACAGCUCGGCGUACAACGGGCCCUACUCCUACAACGGCUUCCCCGCCUACGGCUACGGCAACGCUGCCUCCUACAACCCCGGCUACGGCUGCACCUACCCGGCGGGCACCGGCGGCGCGUCCAUGCAGGCCGCCUGCAGCCCGGCGGCGGCCGCCAGCCCCUUCGUGAACGUGGGCGGCCUGGGGGGCUUCAGCGGCGGCGGCCAGCCGCUGCACCAGCCGGCGGCGGGGCCUUCCUGCGGCCAGGGCGCACUGCAGGGCAUCCGGGCCUGGUAGCCCGCACGCACUGAGGGUCGGGAGCGGACCGAGAGGACGGCCCGGAGGCUCCGCGGCCCCGUUAGCACCCGCACCGCAGCCCGGCUGCGCGCCGCGCCUGGACCGGAGGCGGCGGCGGCGGCGCGGCGGGACCCCGGCGCUCCCGCGAGCAUCGGUGCGGGGCCGGCCACGGACGGAGCGGAGCGGCGCGGCGGGACGGGGCCGCGCCAGCCCGCAGCGAAGCGCCGCCGCCCCGGGAGCCGCCGCGACGGCCGGGCGGGCCGGGCGGGCCGGAGCCGACCGCGCCGCGCCAGCGGAGCAGCUUUGCUUGUAAAAAGCCGACGGCGGGGCCCGCUAGUGCCGCUGCCCCUCUAUCUACUCUGUAUCGGUCACUGCCAGCGCCAGCUCGCCCAGCCAGUCAAUAAACCAGGUGCAAUACUCGC